Messenger RNA from Penicillium odoratum, 438 nucleotides. RefSeq lists its product as uncharacterized. The transcript is spliced from 2 exons. Lineage: Eukaryota; Fungi; Ascomycota; Eurotiomycetes; Eurotiales; Aspergillaceae. The record is from RefSeq and is a predicted model, not a curated record. The coding region runs from base 1 to 438 and encodes 145 amino acids.
AUGGUCACAUCCAAGAAGCCCGCUGCCCCAAAGGCCGGCCCUUCUAAGCAGACUGCUAACAGGGUUGUGAAAAACACGCCCGUUAAUUCCACCAACAAACCCGCCAGGGCCGCCGCCAGGGCCAACACCCUCGAGACCAAGAUGAUUCUCAUCUGGAUAUGCCUGCUCAACAAGGGAGGUGACUUCGACUGGGCUGCGAUUGCCCGAGCCUACGGUAUCACUGUCCCUGCGGCUCAAUACCGCUACUACCGUGUGCGCAAGUACAUGAACCAAUUGCAGCUUCCUACCGGCGCCUCCUCUGAUACCAAAGAAUCUGAUGAAGAUGAUUCUGGCGAGGCCCCUUCGGAUGACGAAGGACACUCUAUGGAUCAAGAAGAUGAUGACUUCCCUGGUGCGGACGACGAUGGGCCUGGCCAUGCCAUGGCUGUUGAGCUGUAG